UGUCUCUCUCUCUCUCUCUGUAAAGCCAUCGCUUCUUCCGUUUCUUGCCUUUCAGCUUCCUUUUUUAUGCCAAUCUGGAGAUUCUUGAUUGAGCAUUCCUCACCUCUCUUUCACUCUUCCUUCUCUUUUUUAUAUAUAUAAAAACUGAAUUCUCUCUUUGGUUCUGUUCAACAUCUAAAUGUCCUCCUUUGGAGUUUCUUCUUGUUGCUAAUUAAGAGCCCAUUCUUUUUUUGUUAUUAUUUGUUUUUUCUUUCCAUAUCUUAGCAUAAGAACCAAUCUCUACAUUUCUUCUGUUUCCCUUUCUUUGCUUCGUGGCUUUGUUAAUUCGAAUUCUUGGUGUUUCUUGAUCCCUCUUUUCAGUUUUCUUGUUAUUCUUUACCUUAUCGUGCAUUAAAAAGAAACCCAAGAAACAAAGGCCAAUAAAAAUCUCUUUCUCUGUCUCUCUUCAGAGUUUUGUGAUUCAUUUGAUAUAUUGAAGAGAUCAAAAUGUUGGAAGGAUUAUUAAAGUCGAAAUUCUAUGCAAAAAGCAAGUCGCUGUUGAAGAUGUCAAAAGCUCGACUCGAGGUGCUAAAGAAGAAGAAGAGCUCAGUGGCAAGGUUCUUAAAGAAUGAUAUGGCUGAGCUUCUCAGGAGUGGCUUUGAUUAUAAUGCUUAUUGCAGGGCUGAUGGGCUUCUGGUUGAGCAAAAGAUGAUAGCUUGCUACAAUUUCAUUGAGCAGUUCUGUGGAUGUAUAUCCAGCAAUCUUUCUGCCAUGAAUAAACAGAGGGAAUGCCCUGAGGAAUGUAAAGAAGCUGCACAAUCUCUAAUAUAUGCUGCAGCAAGAGUUUCUGAAUUCCCAGAAUUGCGAGAUUUUCGCACUCUAUUCACUGAAAGAUAUGGGACUCCCAAUGAAUCUUUUGUUAAUGAAGAGUUUAUUGAGACAUUGAGGCCUAAAUCUACCACAAAGGAGUUGAAGCUUCAGUUAUUGCAUGAUAUAGCAGAAGAAUUCAAUAUAGAAUGGAAUUCAAAGUCUUUGGAACAAAAACUCUUCAAGCCUCCUCGAGAGCAUUCAGUAAAUAUAUCAAGAACCGAUACGCUUUUAUCACAAAGAACUAGAGCAAGAUACCGGAUAUCCUAUCCGACAAAGACAACAGAUAACCAACAGAAUAUAUCAGAUAUCAGCAGAUUUUGCAGUAAACUAUUUUUCUCAGAUAGCAGCAAGAUCAACAGCAUAUGA
This is a messenger RNA of Hevea brasiliensis (rubber tree), 1215 nucleotides long. RefSeq lists its product as uncharacterized. Gene Ontology annotation, biological process: protein transport. The record is from RefSeq and is a predicted model, not a curated record. Bases 487 to 1215 code for a protein of 242 amino acids. NCBI's taxonomy places the organism in Eukaryota, Viridiplantae, Streptophyta, Magnoliopsida, Malpighiales, Euphorbiaceae. The transcript is spliced from 6 exons.